Molecule: messenger RNA, 1914 nt
Organism: Durio zibethinus
Lineage: Eukaryota; Viridiplantae; Streptophyta; Magnoliopsida; Malvales; Malvaceae
Product: SAP domain-containing protein
Source: RefSeq, a predicted model, not a curated record
UGUGAUUUGAGUUUGAAGUCAUAAAUUUCGGUCUUCCGUUGGAAUUCAAUCACAUGGCUGACUCGAAAGGAAAAGCCAAACGUAAUUUGAUUUCCCUUUCUUCUUCUGAGGAGGAAGACGAACUAGAAACAGAAGAAGAAGAUGAUGAUUAUGACGAGAAUAACAGUUUUUCCAGUUCCAGUGGAGAUGAAAUUGAAGAAGAAGAAGAAGUGGAAGAGGAAGGGAGCGAUUCGGACGAUAAUGAUCGGACUGAGAACGACGAGUCUCUCUGCAAUCUUGUCAUCGCUCUUCUCAAAGAGGGAGGUGAAUUAGAAAGCUUAAGCUUGAAACAAUGCAAAGCUUAUUUGCGAAUUCGUGGCCUCCGAAUCACAGGCACUAAGGCAGUGUGCCAACAGAGAAUCCUCGAGCAUUGGAGAAUAAAAGACGGGAAAGCUGAAGGCUUUUAUCCCAGGUCAUCCUUUUCUAUUAAUUGUACUGGGGAUGUUUGUAAAGGAGAUGUUGUUUUGUUUACGCAGAAGGUUUAUGAGAAGUUCAAUAAAGUGAAAAGGCAUGGGAGACUUCUGGGUAGCAGAACUGUUGCUGGAAGGGUUGUUAAAGAAAGCUAUGGCAAAGCCAAACAACAACAUACAUUUACGGUUGAAGUUUUAUGGAGCAAGGGGACUAAGAAAUUUCCCCCACUAUUUCCUCUGCUUGUAAAGGGUCGUAACCUUUAUAAAUUGAAAACAUACAGACAGCGGUGGAGUAGUGAGGCUGAAAGAAGAAAUGUUCUUGCUGAGAAGCACAGACGAGGCAAAGCAGCAAGACUGGUGAAAGCAAUGAAAGAGACGAGGAAGUGGUCUACAAUUGGUACAAAACACCAAAAGCAUUUACAUCAAUCAAGACCUUCAAAAAAGAGAAAAGCAACUGAACCGGAAAGGGGAAAGAUUGAUAACGCACGAGGAAAAGCCUCUAUUCCAAGGUGUGCAAAUAUCAGUAACAAUUACCAAGCGAAUUCAUUUGCCGGUAUGAAGAAUCAGAACUCAAGGUUAAGAGUCUCUAAUACUUCUUAUAGUCAUCAAAAGCCUGUUCAUCUCACUGAAGUUAUAGGUUUCACUCGUCAUUCAUAUGCUGGUAUGAAGAAGCAAAACUCAAGGUUAAGAAUCUCUAAUACUUGUUAUAGUCAUAAAAAACCUGUUCAUCUCACUGAAGACAUAGGUGCCAGUCAACAUUCAUAUGCUGGUCCUGUCCUAAACUCUUAUCAAUCUCAAACAAACUUUCACCAACGGAGUGCAUCACCCCAGUUCACCAGCUAUGAUAUGGGAUCCACUUCAACAAUGGUAAGAUCAUUGCCUUUCAGACCUUAUAUAGAUCUAUGGACAAUACCUGCUUCACAGUACCAGGGGUUCAACCAUCACAAUUACACUCACUGUCCCAACUCAAAUCCUGGCUUUUGCAAUAGAUGAAGGAAUUUGGUCCAGUCUCCAGAUUUAAUGAAUGUAUGUUGGCAGGCUGUUGUAAUAUCAAUUGCCUUCUGGAGUAGAGGCAUAUAAAUGGAGGAAAAAUUAUUUUCACUCAGUUUUCAUAAGGAUAUCAGGAUUUUCUCCGUAUGGAAAUCAUCCAGAUAGAUAGGAAAAGGAAUAUCUUCUGCACUUUUCAUUCUCUUAAAUGAAAUGGUAGUAAGGUUUUACAUGCAAUUCUUUGCUUGAAAUUCUCAGAUGAUAUAUUUGUGCACUUUUGGUACUCUGGCUAUAUUUCUAGAAUUGUUUUCUGUUAAUAUUUUACGGUAUUUAGUUUCUGGAUCAUAUGUAGCUGUGUACCAAAUUGUGUUUUCUGGUAAAAAUUCAGUGGUAUAUGUGAGGAUUUAUUGGAUUGAGGGUUGAUCUACACCGAACAACAAUAAGUCUUUGAUGAAUAUAAUAGUUUUGAAAUUUCAUA